Molecule: messenger RNA, 801 nt
Organism: Nicotiana tabacum (common tobacco)
Lineage: Eukaryota; Viridiplantae; Streptophyta; Magnoliopsida; Solanales; Solanaceae
Source: RefSeq, a predicted model, not a curated record
GUACAUGAUAAUUCCUAUGCCCUAUUAGUAACGACUGAGAGCACCACAGACAACGUAUACAAAGGCAAUGACCGGUCAAAAUUGUUAAGCAAUUGCGUAUUUCGUGUUGGUGCGGUCGCCCUUCUCCUCUCCAACAAACCGUCCGAUCAGAAUACCUGCAAGUAUGAGCUCGUCCACACCGUCCGAUCUCAAACAGCAAACACCGAUCGCUCCUACAACUGUAUUUUCAUGGAAGAAGAUGAACAAGGACACCGAGGAAUCUCGAUUAACAAAGAUCUCUUGUACGCAGCUAUGAAAACCAUUCGAUCAAACAUAUCCACUGUAGCUCCCCUAGUCCUUCCUCUAUCUGAGCAAUUCCGUUACUUGAUGAAUAUUAUAGUGCGGCGCUUUCGCACGGGAAGUAAAAUGGAGCCUUAUAAUCUUGAGUUCUCCAGAGCAAUCGAUCACUUCUUCCCACACGUCGGCGGGAAACCAGUGUUGGAUGAUUUGCAGAAGAAACUGGGAUUUAGCGAUGAACAAAUGGAAGCUUCUAGAAUGACAUUAUACAGAUUUGGUAACACUUCCAACAGUUCGAUUUGGUAUGAAGUGGCUUAUGUGGAGGCGAAAGGUAGGGUGAAAAAGGGAGACACAUUGUGGCAGAUUGCAUUCGGGUCGGGUUUCAAAUGUAGCAGUGUGAUUUGGCGGGCGACCCGAUCCAUUGAUCGCGACGAGAUGAAUCCAUGGCGCGAUGAAAUUGAUGAGUUCCCCGUAGAUGUUAGCAAGAUCGGAGCACUCUCAGACCUAUUCGUUGCUUCCAAGUAG